AUGGCUCCUCGUAGAUAUAGAAAGGGGACACCCCCAGCACGGCAGCCCCAGACCGCAGAGACGAACAAACCAGUCAGCGAGGUCAAGACGCUGGAAGCUCUAGGAGCCGAGCUCCAGCACGAGGUCAAGACGCUGGGAGCUCUAGGAGCCGAGCUCGAGCAGCAAAUCGCCGAGUUUCAUAUCGAAGACGAGGUUGACGAUAACGGAAAAGUCAAGGACGACGACCAGUGCGAUAUUGACGAUACGUACGAUUUUAUCGACUUUAUUAAGGCGAAGCAGGAGAAUAAUGGCGAGUUUAUGAGUCAAUUGACAAAAGACUCGAAAAGAAAGCUCGACUAUAUCGAGUACGAAAAGCGGACACGGAAGAAGCUGAAGGAGCUUGAGGAGCUUGAGGAGCAGGAGCAGCGGGAGCAGCAGGAGCAGGAGCAGCAGGAAGCAUCGUAUAAUUGA
Molecule: messenger RNA, 450 nt
Organism: Lasiosphaeria miniovina
Lineage: Eukaryota; Fungi; Ascomycota; Sordariomycetes; Sordariales; Lasiosphaeriaceae
Exons: 3
Coding region: 1-450 (149 amino acids)
Source: RefSeq, a predicted model, not a curated record